Suillus paluster is the source of this 897-nucleotide messenger RNA. RefSeq lists its product as uncharacterized. The record is from RefSeq and is a predicted model, not a curated record. The transcript has a single exon. NCBI's taxonomy places the organism in Eukaryota, Fungi, Basidiomycota, Agaricomycetes, Boletales, Suillaceae. Bases 1 to 897 code for a protein of 298 amino acids.
AUGUACAUGGACGAUUCAUUCUCCUUUGAGCUUGCUUCACAGCAGCUCUACUACCCCCCAUAUCAAUGCUCUUUCCCAUCGAAGCAAACAAGUUUGCUUCAAUUGUGGGACGAAAUUGGUUUGCCGCACAAGCGACUGAAGCAACUGUUCAGCUCACCACUCACCAUCAUAGGUUUUGACGUUGACCCUAAUGCUAUGUCAGCAACCCUCCCUGAUCACAAGAGGAAGGAACUUGUGAUGCAUUUGUGGAAUUUUGCUGGGAAGGGCUAUCAAUGGUCUCUCCAUGAAUUUCAGCAGCUUGCUGGCUGGUGUGAGUGGAGUUUUAAUGUGUUCCCCUUGCUCAAGCCUGGGCUGUCAGCUGUAUAUGAGAAAAUCUGUGGGAAGACACAGCUGCUUGCGCAUCUUCAUGGUAAUAAUGCCAUCAUUCAUGAACUUUGGUGGAUGCCGGACCAUGUGGAUCACUCGCCUGGGCUACUCUUCUACAAAUCUCUGGACUUCAGUCCACAAUCCCAUGAUGAUGUUGUUGCCUACACUGAUGCAUCAGGUGUUGGACUAGGUCUCUGGUUUCCUGAUGAGGACUUCACAUGCCAAUGUGCUCUCCCCAAAGAUGGCCCAAAUGACACCAUCUUUUUUACCGAAGCCUUGGUGGUCUGUUCAGCAAUUCAUGCCAUACAGCACAUGCCCAAGGUUCCCCUGAGGAUGCUUAUUUACACAGACAACACUAAUGUUGUUGCAACGUUCAACACACUACGUGCUCAUCCUCCCUAUAACACCAUCCUCAUGUCCACGGUUGACGUACUCAUAAAGCAUUGUGUUGACCUACAUGUUGAACACAUCAGUGGUAGUGAGAACAUUGUGGCUGAUGCACUGUCACAUUUCCAAAAUGAGCGGGUGUGA